Messenger RNA from Meira miltonrushii, 1695 nucleotides. RefSeq lists its product as uncharacterized. The transcript has 7 exons. The record is from RefSeq and is a predicted model, not a curated record. Bases 1 to 1695 code for a protein of 564 amino acids. NCBI's taxonomy places the organism in Eukaryota, Fungi, Basidiomycota, Exobasidiomycetes, Exobasidiales, Brachybasidiaceae.
AUGUUUUCGAUCUUCUCUUUCGGUUUGUCAAUCUGCCUUUUGUUUGGCUUGCAAAUCUCCGUUCAUUGUUUACCUAUUAAUUCAAAGCCCUUGCCGAUCAAACGUGCUGAGAAUGUCUUUAAAAGCGGUACCGGUGACCUUGAUUGGAAAAAUGAAUUGAUGGAAAAGAAGUACAAUCUCAAUGUAUUCUUCUUUAAACGAGACACCAAAGCUCCACAUUACAAUCUAAUGUUACCAUCAGCACCUCCACCGCAACCAAAACCACAACCUCGACCACAUUUCUGGCCAAAACCGCAACCAAGACCGCUUUUCAAACCAAAAUGGUCUCCGAAGCCGAUCAACCCUUGGAAACCGCAAAAACGUGAUGAAAAGCAUAAAGCUUACGGUGAAAUGUUGAAUGUCGCAGGUGUGGUUACAAGUGGAACGAGCACGUCCAUUCUAAACUGUUUACUUGAUGGAACAGUUGCCGUACCUGCCCCAACAGGUAAUCAAUCGCCAACUCGUGGAAGCACACAACCUACAACCAUUCGCAGCAGUAUAAAGAAAGAUGCAAAGUACCAUUCUGAAAAAGCAAAGAAAGCAUCGACAUCUUCUCAUGUAUGGGCAACAGCGAUAAGAGGAGACGUAGACUAUACAUCUCACAAUUUAAGCAAAGGUAAAUAUAAAGAGGCUGUUUCUGGAGUUGUAUCUGCUUGUGUCGCCGGUGUGUCCGUUCUGAGCUGUUUAUUGGCUAGUACGAUUGCCUUACCUACUCCGACUGUCAGUAAUCUUGGCUUUCCUCCUCAUGAACUGGGCACACUUGCCAUACCUGGUCCCACUAGCAGUACUCCUGGCCGACUUCUUCAUGAAAGCACCCAAUCUACAACCAGUCGCUCAGCGGCAAAAGGCAGAAAAUACCAUUCUUUCAAAGCAAAUGUAUCAGCGAUGGCUUCCCGACUUUGGGCAAGAACAGCAAAAGGAAAUGCAAGAUAUGCGAUUUAUAAUUUAGGCAAAGGUAAUUUGAGAGAAGCUGCUUCUAGUGCCGGAUCUGCUUCAAUUGCCUCACCUGCUCAGUCUGACGACCAUUCCGAGAUCAGUUAUCAAAUGAAGAAAGGUAAAACAUAUCAUUCUAAAGAGGCUUAUACGUCAUCGCAAUUGUCUAAAGAUUGGGUAAGAGGAGCAAUAGGAAACGCAAGAAUUACAGCUUAUCAUUUGAAAGAGGGUUUCCUCAAAGAAGCUGCUUAUAGCACUGCAGCUGCCUGUGGAGCCGGUAUGAAUUGUGCAAAGAAUAAAGUGAAAAGUGUUUACCAUGAUACUGCUUCCAAACUUAGCCAAGCACCCCUCUUCAAUGGUUUAAUGGAACAAAUUUUGGCAACACCUAUUCCAACUGGUAGUCGUAAUAAUUCACCCACACGUCGUCCUAGCACACCGACUCAUACAAGUGGUGGUGGUUCCUCGACUGGUCAACAAGAUGCGCCACCGGUAAAGAAUAAACAAUACCAUACAUCACGUGCAGCUACUGCAAAGGAUGAUGUUAAUAUCGUUGGAUCAUGGACAAAAGGUAUUGCGAGAGAUACCGGUAAUGCUUUUAAAAAGCACGAAUAUGGUACGGCAUUAGCUGGGGUAGGAUUGACGUGCCUGGAAGGAAUUGCUUGCGCAGCUCGCGGUAUCGGAUAUGCUCAUCACAAAAACAAAGCUAAGAAUGCUUCCCAAUAA